AUGGAUUCUGCCAAGGCUUCUGAUGACUAUAUUGGUUUAAACGUUGGUGGGAAGAUUUACCAAACAUCUUGUGCCACCCUGAUGCGGUAUUCGAACAAUUUCUUUGGUUCUAUGUUAGAAGGAAGUGCCCCGCCUCCCAAGGAUGAUCAGGGAAACUUCUUGAUCGAUCGAGAUGGUGAAAUGUUUCGCCAUGUUCUCAACUUCUUGAGGUACGGGAGGAUGGUGCUUCCGGAAGAGUUUAGUGAUUUCCAUCUGCUCGAACGCGAGGCAGAUUUCUUCUUGCUUGGGGAACUCAAGAUGGCGUUGAAAGACAUGAAAAGAGCCAAUGGGGACGUUGGUUUGAAUGUUGGUGGUAAGAUCUACAGGACAUCGAGGGUCACUUUAACGAGUGUUCCGAACAGUUUAUUCCAGGACAUGCUACAUCGUUACCCGCAUUCUAAAGAUGACCAAGGGAACUACCUCAUCGACCAAGAUGGUGAGAUAUUUCGCCAUGUUCUCAAUUUCCUAAGGUAUGGAGAACUCGUGCUACCGGAAGGAUUCAACGAGUUCGAUUUGCUUGAACGGGAGGCGGAAUUCUUUAAGUUAGAGGAGCUUCAGAAGAUGGUGAUGGGGAAACGGGUGAGAAUGGUUGGUUACGUGAUCAACGGUCAGGUAUUCAAGCUGCGUCGGGAAGAUGUUCUGAGAGAGAAAGAUUCGCUCUUCGCCACCAUGUUGGGUGGUGAGUUCCAAGUCCCCACGGACCCUCAAGGGAACUACAUCAUAGAGAGGUCCGUUGAUGCGGUACACUACUUAAUUCACUACAUCAAACAUGGCGGAAUCUUCAAGGACAUGACAUAUGACGAAGUAAAGCGUCUAAAGAGUGAGGCCGAAAUGUUCAGGCUGUGUGCAUUGAAGACGUUACAUCUGAAAAGCAUUGAGACCGUCCAAGCUCAAGGAAAAAGAGAAGCCGAUAGCAUAUUCCUUCAUAUAAUAUUUGAUCAUCGUCAGAGCGCCCGCUGUGUCCAUGAACCUUGCGUUGUCUACACCAACAAGUCGCCAUCUUUCUUCGGUACUAACGCCGAUGGUCAUCUCAUUCGCGAUUUCUUUCGCGACGGCAAGGUUACUCAAUGUGCAAUAGGGAGUAGCAGUAUGACUGUUGGACAAGUAGAUGUGCAGAAAAUAAAACAAGGAGAUGGGCGAAUUGAACUGCAGGAUUUUGUUUCCUAUUUUUCCACCAGAAUGCCCGGCAGUGUUGAUACACUUGGUAGUUGUGGUUAUUUCACGUUACUAAAAGUUACCAUUCUUCUCAAUUCUACCUAGAAGUUGCGAUCACUCAGUUAACGUCCUUAGGACCAGCAUCCUACUAAAAUCAUCCUAAUUUCCUUCAGAAGCAUCUCUCUCUCUCUCUCCCUUAAUUUUAUUGAAUAAUUAGUCUAAAGUACGUUUGUAUUGUUAUGGCAACGCCAUCACAACUAAGCUCAUGCUUUCAUAAAUUUCGCAAUCUCCCUUCACGUUUGUAAAUGUGAUAUCAUUCUGUAUUCAUUAAAUUAUAGGAAGGUAAUAAAUGUCUUUUGAAUCUGAAAUCUGAAUCUGAAUUUACAAACAGAAUCCUUCUUCAGAUUGUGUUUUACCCAGUGGCACAUUCAGCAUGGUGUGAACUGGCUAUUCACCUAAAGAGUCCUUCCGUUUAAAGAUGAUAAUAAUAAUUGAGGAAAAAUAAAUGAAUUGA
Messenger RNA from Strongylocentrotus purpuratus (purple sea urchin), 1708 nucleotides. RefSeq lists its product as uncharacterized. Lineage: Eukaryota; Metazoa; Echinodermata; Echinoidea; Camarodonta; Strongylocentrotidae. Bases 1 to 1299 code for a protein of 432 amino acids. Gene Ontology annotation, biological process: protein homooligomerization. The record is from RefSeq and is a predicted model, not a curated record. The transcript has a single exon. Gene Ontology annotation, molecular function: protein binding.